Messenger RNA from Rhea pennata, 2683 nucleotides. RefSeq names its product ubiquitin specific peptidase 22 (gene USP22). NCBI's taxonomy places the organism in Eukaryota, Metazoa, Chordata, Aves, Rheiformes, Rheidae. The record is from RefSeq and is a predicted model, not a curated record. The transcript is spliced from 15 exons. The coding region runs from base 93 to 1826 and encodes 577 amino acids. Gene Ontology annotation, biological process: protein deubiquitination. Gene Ontology annotation, molecular function: cysteine-type deubiquitinase activity; zinc ion binding.
CUGCUGCUGCUGCUGCGGCGGGGGGGAAGGGGCCGGCUCGCUGCCCGCCGGCCCGGCCCGUCUGCGGGCGGAUUGAUGUGGGGGGGUCUGACAUGAGUCCGCCGGCGGCCGGGUGCUGCCAUGUGACCGGCUUCAAGGUGGAGAACUGGAAGCAGAACCUGCGGGCGAUCUACCAGUGCUUCGUGUGGAGCGGCUCGGCCGAGACCAGGAAGCGCAAGGCAAAGUCGUGCAUUUGUCAUAUGUGUGGUGCCCACCUGAACAGACUCCACUCUUGCCUCUACUGUGUCUUCUUUGGCUGUUUUACAAAGAAACAUAUUCACGAUCACGCAAAGACAAAGCGACACAAUUUAGCCAUAGACCUUUUGUAUGGGGGUAUAUACUGCUUUAUGUGUCAAGAUUACAUAUACGACAAAGACAUGGAACAAAUUGCCAAAGAAGAACAACGAAAAGCUUGGAAAUUACAAGCCUUCACCCCAACAGUGGUUUCUCACUACCAGUGUACAAUGACAGGCAUUGGAGAAAAGUAUUCAACAUGGGAGCCAACCAAACGAGAGUUAGAAUUGCUACGACACAACCCCAAGCGAAGAAAAAUAACCACAAACUGCACCAUAGCGAGAAGAUACACAGAUAACUUUUUGCUUGAAUCGCUAUUCUGCCAUUCAGCAAAUUGCUCUUCAAAUGAAAACUCACAUCGGGCUGCAGACUACAGAAAUCACACUGGUUCCUGCCUUUUGGGAUCUAAGCAAAGGACUAUUCCCAGUGUUGCAAGUCUACGAGGGCUAAUCAAUCUUGGGAACACAUGUUUUAUGAACUGUAUUGUCCAGGCACUUACCCACACUCCACUGCUGCGAGAUUUCUUCCUCUCCGACAGGCACAAAUGUGAAAUGCAAAGCCCCAGCUCAUGUCUGGUCUGUGAAAUGUCUACGCUUUUUCAGGAGUUUUACUCUGGGCACCGAUCUCCUCACAUUCCAUAUAGGUUAUUGCACCUGGUAUGGACUCAUGCACGGCAUUUAGCAGGGUACGAGCAACAAGAUGCACACGAGUUCCUCAUUGCUGCAUUAGAUGUGCUACACAGACACUGCAAAGGUGAUGAUAACGGGAAGAAGGCCAACAACCCCAACCACUGUAACUGCAUCAUAGACCAAAUCUUCACAGGCGGACUGCAGUCUGAUGUUACUUGUCAAGUCUGCCAUGGUGUUUCCACAACGAUAGACCCAUUUUGGGAUAUCAGUUUGGAUUUGCCAGGCUCCUCCACCCCGUUCUGGCCACUGAGUCCAGGGAGUGAUGGCAGUGUCGUAAAUGGGGAAAGCCAUGUAUCAGGCACCACCACUCUCACAGACUGCUUGCGAAGGUUUACAAGGCCAGAACAUCUAGGAAGCAGUGCCAAAAUCAAAUGUAGUGGUUGCCAUAGUUACCAGGAAUCUACCAAACAACUCACUAUGAAGAAGUUACCCAUUGUGGCCUGUUUUCAUCUCAAACGGUUUGAACACUCAGCCAAACUGAGGCGAAAGAUCACUACGUAUGUCUCGUUUCCACUGGAGUUGGACAUGACACCAUUCAUGGCUUCCAGUAAAGAGAGCAGAAUGAACGGGCAAUACCAGCAGCCGACGGAUAGUCUAAACAAUGAUAAUAAGUAUUCCUUGUUUGCAGUAGUUAAUCACCAAGGAACCUUGGAGAGUGGGCACUAUACCAGCUUCAUCCGGCAACACAAGGACCAGUGGUUCAAGUGUGAUGAUGCCAUUAUCACCAAGGCUAGCAUUAAGGAUGUACUAGACAGUGAAGGAUAUUUGCUGUUCUAUCACAAGCAGUUCCUGGAGUAUGAAUAGCCUUAUCCAACAGCUUGUCAGAUAUAAACAAGGAAGAAAAUAAGCAAGCCUUCUGAAACGACACACAAACCUACCUGAAAUGAAAAGACCCAUUAAAAAAACAACUAGCACUGAGCUGUAACAGGACCUACUUGACACUGGCUCAAAGCCUGGCGGAGUAAGAAAUGAACAAUGUCCAACGUGUAUGCAGUCCCGCAAGGACAGAAAGGGGGAAAAAAAGAGGCUACAGUCAGUCACUUAACAGAGGAAAUAUGAAAUGAAAGGAAUGCUCUGGGUGGGGGAAAUGGGAGCAGAGGAGUCCGGGCACUGGUACAUCUCCUAUGUUCCUCCAAAAUGUGUGUGGGAAGGCAAGGGGGUGUACCCUCAUCUCCAUAAAGCAUCUUCUCCAUUGGUGCUUCAGCUCCAACGACCAAUCAUAUAACAGUUAAAAUUAAAAAUCCAAGCCCAUUUUUUAUGCAUAUGGGUCUGAAAGCAGUAGAGUGGAGGAGGAGGGGAUGACACAACUAAAGGACUUUGCAAGUAUCUUUUUAUUUGUGAAUUUUAGUUAUUAAAUAAAUACAGUAUGAAACUAUUAGGCUCUUUUUUUUCAAAACAUAAAUCCUGGAAUGUGGAACUGAAGCUACAGUACUAAGACAGGUUUUCAGGUAUGCCUGCUUGCACAGGUAGUGUUUAAUGCCAUCGGACUGCUCAUCAAAAGCAUCAGCACAGAUUAUUUUCUGUUUGAGCCCUUUUUUGUUUUGUUUUCUAUAAACAGCUAUUUUCUUAAUUUUUUUCCUUUUAUUCCCUUUUUUCACGAGAAUGAAAUUCAUAAAUGCAACCCUCAGUAAAAUGAAUGAAUUGGCCUGUUUAUACUGUAA